This is a messenger RNA of Anthonomus grandis grandis, 1794 nucleotides long. RefSeq names its product dual specificity protein phosphatase CDC14C-like. NCBI's taxonomy places the organism in Eukaryota, Metazoa, Arthropoda, Insecta, Coleoptera, Curculionidae. Bases 182 to 1744 code for a protein of 520 amino acids. Gene Ontology annotation, molecular function: protein tyrosine/serine/threonine phosphatase activity; protein serine/threonine phosphatase activity. The transcript is spliced from 7 exons. The record is from RefSeq and is a predicted model, not a curated record. Gene Ontology annotation, cellular component: nucleolus; centrosome; mitotic spindle. Gene Ontology annotation, biological process: microtubule cytoskeleton organization; positive regulation of cytokinesis; protein dephosphorylation.
UCGCGCACGUCCUGUCAAAAAAAUGUCACGUGUACUAUCAAAAUUCCAAAAAUGUACAGCCUCUCUUACGACGAAUUAUUCAAAGUAGUUUUGGCCAUUUUAUUAAAUUACUGCUUCCAGUACGUCAGCUACUUCAUUUUCUGCAAGGAGAGACAGAAGUUCUGCUGUAUUUUCCCGUGAUAUGGACCGACGAUAUCGCAUCAGACCCCAAGGGGAAAUGGAAUCAUUUAUAGAGAUCGUUAGCAACAACUUGUACUUUGCCGUACUUAAGGGUUUGUUUUUAGGAAUGAGCGUCAACAGACACCUGAAGGGGGACGGCGAAAUGUUCUACUUCACCAUAGACGACGAAUUAUUGUAUCACAACUAUUAUUUGGACUUUGGGCCGUUGAACAUCUCGUGCGUAUACAAAUAUUGCAUGAAAGUGAACAAAUAUUUGCAAUAUGCCCGUGGUAUGAAGGCGGUGGUGCAUUACACGAUAUCGCAUCCAGAAAAAAAGGCGAACGCCAUUUUUCUAAUGGGUUGCUACUGCGUCCUCUACUUGAAAAUGUCUCCCAAGGACGCCCUAAGGUUAUUUCAAGAGACCGAACCUAUUAAACCCUUUUUAGACGCUUCCCAGUUUCCCUGUCAGUUCGCCAUAAAGAUGAUCGACUGUUUUCAAGCGAUAGCCAAGGCUCAGGCCUUUAAUUUCUUCAACUUUGAAGAUUUCAAUGCGUCCGAAUACGACCUGUAUAAUAAACUGGAGUUUGGUGAUCUAAAUUGGCUGCUACCGCGGAAAUUUUUAGCUUUUAUCGGCCCAGCCGAUAACAGAACCGCCCAUCCACCCGAGUUCUAUAUAAAGUACUUCUUGAAGAACGACGUGAAGACCGUCAUACGCUUGAAUAACGUUUUAUACGACGCCUAUACGUUCAUGCAAGUGGGCAUCCAACAUUACGACUUGAUUUUCCCGGACGGGACCACGCCCCCCAAGGACAUUCUCUUGAAAUUUUUGUAUAUAGCUGAGACGGCGCCUGCGGCCAUCGCUGUACAUUGCAAGGCUGGUUUAGGUAGGACCGGAUCGUUGAUCGGCGCCUACUUGAUCAAGCAUUAUCGGUUGACUGCGCGGGAGGCGAUCGCGUGGCUGCGCAUCUGUCGACCCGGCUCUGUCAUUGGUCAGCAACAGUUGUGGCUCGAAAAGAUACAGAGUUGGCUGUGGCGUAUCGGAAGUCAAUACCGGUUGCAAAAUUACGGAGAGGGCGAUAAGAUACCGCGUCACAAGUACGGGAUUUAUAGUAAGACUUGGCCGAUGGAACGGGAGAAGGCGAUCAGAGAAAACAGGCAAAAGAUACAGACCAAGUUUACCAGUGUACAAUUGGAGAAUUGCAUGCAGGCCCAAAAAAAACUAAAAAUCUCUAGCAUAGAACGUUUGCUGGGCACCGAGGCGAAACUGUACCCCUCGUCCGGGGACAGUUUUAAAAACAUUUCGAAAUUAUUGUGUUCGAUGCACGGACUGUCCCGGACUCAAGACCCGACUCACUCCCACACCAAGGUGAGGCCCCAAUCGCGUUCGGAAAAAUGCAUAAAUUGCGUCAACGUCGAACUAUCACCCCGCAGAGUCGUCAAGAAGUCCUCGAAGGAGGAACAGGUGAAGAAACCGGUUAAAACUGCCGCGGUAAAGCUGCCAUCUCAGGGCGACAAGUUGAACCAAAUAAAAGCCAUGAGGUUUAACAGGACUAAAAAGGUUGGAGGUCGAGGGAAACAGAUUUAAUAACCUUGUUUUUUGUCAAUAAAUGUCUCUUGUUUUCUUAGAAAAAAAAA